CGAAAAUGAUGUUUGGGGAUGCUCGAAUUCUUUGGGGUCUUCGGUCAUGAUAUUUCCUGAUUUGGGGAUGCUGGGAGAUCGUAUUUGGCCGGUGGGGAGUCCCUAUAGCAUAAUCCAUCUAUGUAUCGAGGGGAAUCCCAGUGAGUGUAAAAGUAGUUUUCAUUGGGUGGGUGAUGAUUAAAGAAGUGGCCGGAGUUUUAGAGAGAAGAGGGAGGAGCUUCUCUCUUCAUGAUUAUCCACUUUCAUAUUAUCCAUAGAAACCACAUACAUACCUACGUACGAUACAAUAAGUCCGUUCUUAUUCUUUGUCAAGGGAAAGAAGUCCUUGAUCUUCGGUCUGAACUUGUUUUAUCCGGAAACAAGCCCUAAGCAUGUCCCAUGGAACAACAGCACGAAAGAUAUCGGAGUCUAGUAGUGUUGCGUAGAGAAAAGCUCCAGCUUCUCACUAGAAUAUUUCGCACCCCCUGGGACGGAAAUUCUAGUUCGCACGUACUCCGUUGCUGAAAAUCUUGAGAGUUCACCCAUUGAUUCCCUUUAAUCCUCUUGUUCUUAACUCGGAAAUCUUUCCUCUUUCACAUCUACCGUUUGGAUUUGUGAGAAAUUGGUUUCUGAAGCAAGGACCGACUCUUUUAGAAGCCUCUGUGCGCACAAUUACUGUUCCUUCCAGAUUUACAAAUUGAGCUUGGAUCUAAAAUUGGACGGUUGGUUGUGGAAAAGGAAGCUGGUUUGGGGGUCGCCGGCCUCUGGCGUACCUCCGACACCUGGUUUGGGACUUCCGCCGCGCCGCCGUACCGGACUUUGAGAAGGUUUGUUACGAACGGGCACUGUUCAUCGCAGUCUGCAAUUCUGCAGAUUUCUUCAUUUAUGCUCGCUCAAUCUGGAAUCUGAAGCUGGAUUAAAGUUCAUCUAGCUGAGACGAAGCUUUGGGUACUGAUUUUAGCUGCUACAAGCCGGUAAUUCGUUUUCCCCCAAUUCUUGUGCACUGUAGCAACGACGAAGGUCAGUCUGUUUUGACCCUCUUUACUGCAAAAUAUACGUUGAUUCUGUGAAUUAUUGUUUCUCUGUGAGCUUCGCCAGGUCCAGCAACACCUCUGGUGUUUUUUCUGGGAAUUGUUUAACUGGUUUUGUGCUCUGCGCUACUGUUCAUCUUCCCUGGGAGACUGCUACAGUAUUUUCUGCGCACCAGAACUAGUAAAUCGUUUCCCCAGUCAAUUGUAUUUGGCUUUUGCUUGUUCUAACACUAUCAGGUUGUUUAUUAUACUGAGGAAGACAUCCCAGAAUUUUCUGAGAAUUUUUGGAACACUUCAAAAAUUCUUGGGCUUUCUGACUGCUACAGUAACCAGAAUUAGUUAAUCGAUUCUCCAGUCGUUUGUAUUUGGUUUUUGCUUGUUCUAACAUUACCAGGUUGUUAAACAUACUGAGGAGGACGUCCCAGAAUUUUUUGAAAAUUUUUGGAACACUUCCAAAUUUCUUGGGCUUUCUGACUGCUACAGUAAAAAGAACUAGUUAGGAUUUUUUUUCCUAACUUCUGUGCUACUCCGGUGCUACAACUGAACAUACCUGGGGUUUAAUACACUUUGGGCUACCUCCCAUAGUUUUUUUGAGAAGUUUUUGGGACACCUCACCUAAGGUACGAAUUUUCCUAAUCUUGGAUUUUCUACUUGGAUUCUCUGUAUCCUAACAUUGCCAGGUUGUUUAAAAUACUAAGGAAGACCUCCAAGAAUUGUUUGGGAAUUUUUGGAAUACUUCCAAAAUUCCCGGAACCUACUGCUUGCUACAGUGCAAAAUACAAGCUAGGACUGUCCAUUUUCUUUUGUGCUUAUCCGUUGGGGCAACUGCACUUACAUAGGGACUUAUUAUACUUUGGGAUACUUCCUAUAGUAUUUUGAGAACCUAGUACUUUGCCUAAGGUACGAACCAAGCUUUUGCACCCCAAGUCUUUGGUGUUUGUUUUUGUUUGUACUAACUCUUGUAGGUCAAUUAGUCAAGCUCUUGUACAAGAAAUGUGUAUUGUCCAAUGACUAGGCACAAUAAACAAUCUCGUACACCACCAUCUAAAGACUCGGCUUUUGAUGACAAAAUAAGGAAGUUGAAUGCAAGAAAAGCCGAGAUGGAGGCUAACAAGAAAGAAGUGGAGAAUAGUGAGAAGGAAGUAACAUCCAAGAAAGCUAAAACUGCUCCCAAGCUAACGGUGCAAACUGCACCUAUAACAAAGGAGAUCAAUUUACAUGAGGCCAAUGCUACUAAGGAGCCACAAGUGAUGGAGGAUGUCUCCCUCAAAGCUAUGGUGGAGGAUUCCUCCUCGGGGGUGUCCAAACCGGUGGAGGCUACGCAUAUUGAUCCUACGUUUGAGAAGUCCAUCAAAGUAGGGUCUAUUGAAUUCUCCUUCAAGCAAAUUCAAGAGGAGCAAAGGAUGGAAAAUACAAAAAUUGAUGGCCUUGUGGAAGAUGAGGAUGAUGUGGAAACGGGAAGUGUUGAUUCCCUAUUUGAGGUUGGAAACAAAUAAAAGAAAGAAGAGCCAAAGAAGAAUGCUUGGAAUCAACUUUUCCAAAACAACCGGUCCAUUGAGCAUGGCAUGAAGUUGGAAUAUAUCCCUCCAAAAGGUGAAAAGGUAGAUUUCUCCCAUAGAAAACUCCCUACUAUUAUUGAUAUUUGGGGGUAUUGCUUGGUGGGGUUUGUUUCAGGUAGAUUUCCGGGCAUGCGAGCAUUCCAUGAUCUAUCCAUCAAAUGGGGAGUCCCAUGCAAGCUCAAGCAACAUGACAAAGGGUGGGUGAUCUUCCAAUUUCAAAGUGAGAAUGACCGUAACAAAGUCAUGGCCGAAGGACCCUAUGCCCUUUAUGGUAAGGCCGUGUUCUUAAGGAUAUUAUCCGAGGACUUUGACUUUGAUGGUGAGGAAUUUUUAAAAGUCCCAAUAUGGGUUAAAUUCCCCGGCCUAUAGGUUACACUUUGGAACAAACAAGAGAUGAGUGAGCUUGCCUCUAGAGUUGGAGUCCCUAUUGUGGCGGACAAGGUGACUCAAGAAAAAUCGAGGUCUCAAUUCGCUAGGGUAUUGGUGGAGGUUGACCUCACUAGACCACCUACUAUGUCCAUCCCGAUUAUACAACCGUCCGGUAAGGAAAGGAAUCAAUAUGUCAUAUAUGAAACUUUUCCUAACUAUUGUUUUGAGUGCAAGGUUUAUGGACAUCACCCCUUCACAUGCAAAGUGUUAAACAAGGAGUUGGUAGAGAAUGAGGAUGCAAAAGCUACCAACAAAAUUGUAAGUGUAGCCAAUACCGCGGCUAACAACUCAAAAGAAGGGGGUUCCAACCAACCCGGUGACAUUCCGAAGGGAAAAAAAGGCUUCAACGUGAGUGGAAAGAAAUCAAAGGAUGAUGGCAAAGGGAAGGAAAUUUGGGUUGAAAAGAAAAAGAAUGAUGUGCAAGAGAAUGGGGAGUGGGUGGAGGCCAAGAAGAAAAAGAAAUGGGUCUCUAAACCCAAAGCAAAUGUGCGCAACUUGAUCACGCCAAAGGUUCCUACUUCUAAGGCGCCUACAACUAAUGCCGCGGCCUCAACUUCUACACCUAAGGCCACGACCCCUGCUGCCCAGGCCCCAAAACAGGCUGCCCAUGCCCCAAAACAGGCUGCCAGUGCCCAAAAACAAACUGCCGAGGCAGUAAAAGUUGCACCAAGGCUCACCGUUCCUAAACAAACUGCCGAGACUUCAAAGGCAUCUUCCGGGAGCAAAUCAAGUGAAAAGACUAUCAAUUUUCCGAAGAGUGGGAACAUUAGCUUUGAUGAAUUGGGGGGUGAGAUCAUUCGCAAUGUAUAUGAUAUCCAAGAGGGAGAUGUGGUCACUAGAAUCGUUUAUGAUGAUAACAAAAAGAAGAUCAUAUAUGUAAUGCAAAAGAAGGACAUCCCAUCGCAUCACCAAAUCAAGAGGCUUGGACCGGAACUACAAAAAGUGAGGGAUGACGAGGGAGGAAUCUCAUUCACGGAUGAAUGCCUUCGAAAGCUUCCGAGAGUGACACCGCAUUAUGAAUGGUAUAAAUUUAAUCAUAGCAUUUUUUAUACUUAUGUGGCUUCUUUCUUUGAUGUAACAACUAGGGAAAACAAGAAGUAUUUCAAGGAGGCAAUGAGGAGAUUUGAAGCAAUCAAAAAAAUGAAGGAAGGGGCGAAUAAGGAGGGCUGCCAAUCCUCCAACGAAUCGGUCUCGGAUGAAUUUUAAAGCAAUAGUAUGGAAUGUGAGAGGUUUGAAAAAACCCUCCAAACACUCUACUAUUUUAAAUUUAGUUAAAUUUCACCAAGCAAGCUUAUGUUGUUUUUUAGAAACCAAAAUGACAAAAAUAAAUAUUUUUAAUUUUGUCUCUAAUAAAUGGCCCGGUUGGUCUUUUGAAACAAACCAUGAUUUUAUUGAUGGGGGGCGAAUUUUAGUGUGUUGGAAUCCUAAUUUAAUAUCAUGCAAUUUGAUUGAAAUGGGGGAACAAUAUAUGCAUUUUAAAUGUCUAUGCCGCACUUCGCAAACUGUUUUCUUUGCUACCUUUGUAUACUCACUUUAUACAGUCUUGAGGCGCAAGGCAUUGUGGGAAUACUUGGCUCUUCUUGGGGAUUAAAUCAAAGACUCGUGGAUUAUAGCUGGUGAUUUUAAUUGUGUUUGUUCUCCUAGUGAGAGGGUGGGUUCGAAUGCACCCUCGGACUAUUUUUUAAGAGAUUUGAUUGAGUUUAAAAUCCGUGCUAGCCUCCAAGAUGCCCCCUUCACGGGAGAAUUCUAUACUUGGAAUAAGGGAUCUUUGUGGGCUAAGCUUGAUCGGGUUUUGCUCAAUAAUACAUGGGAUCACCUAGGGAUCAAGUGUAAGGCCCAUUUCGAUGAAAUGGAGGUUGAGUUUGAUCACACGGCUACCGUGAUAUCUAUACUCAAUAAUACCUCUCUUAGGCCCAAAUCUUUUAAAUUUUUUAACAUGUGAAUUCAACACGAUGCUUUCACUAACAUACUUAUGCAGAGUUGGAAUGCGAAUAUCAAUGGAACGGCUCAAUUUCAAAUUGCUAAGAAACUUAAGUUGCUAAAACAGCCGCUUAAGAAUCUUAACAAAUUGGAAUUUGGCCACAUCUCUAUGAAGACAAAGAGUGCAAAAGAUGAAUUCAAAAGGCUAAACAAGUUGAUGAUUGACUCACCCGAUGAUGCCGAGCUUAAAGAGCGAGUAAAGGUGGUGAGAAAGAGAGCUACUUUCCUUGGUGAGGCCGAGUGUAGCUUCUUCCAACAACGAGCUAAAGCUAAGCAUAUCGUCAAGAGGAACAUGGCUAGGAAUACCAUAACCUCCAUUACGAUGGAUGAUGGUAACCUCACUACGUCCAUUGAUCAUGUUGGAAAUGAAUUUGUAAAAUUUUUUGUUGAUCUUUUUGGCACCGAGAUGGAAACCUUUUCCAUUGACCAAACGGUACUAGGAACCAGCCCCUUGAUUGAACCAAGUGUUCAUGAUAGCCUAUUAUCUCCGAUAACUAGCAAAGAAAUUAAAGAUGCUUUGUUUGAUAUCGGGGAUGACAAGGCACCGGGGCCGGACGGUUAUUCCUCGGCAUUUUUUAAGAAAAAUUGGAAUAUUAUGGGGGAGGAUGUGAUCCGGUCGACUAAGGAGUUCUUUAACUCGGGAAGGCUGUUUAAACAGUUAAAUCAUACUAUUAUAGCACUUAUUCCUAAAA
This is a messenger RNA of Cuscuta europaea, 5670 nucleotides long. Lineage: Eukaryota; Viridiplantae; Streptophyta; Magnoliopsida; Solanales; Convolvulaceae. The record is from the annotation of a GenBank genome assembly.